Molecule: messenger RNA, 692 nt
Organism: Nematostella vectensis (starlet sea anemone)
Lineage: Eukaryota; Metazoa; Cnidaria; Anthozoa; Actiniaria; Edwardsiidae
Product: transcription initiation factor TFIID subunit 10-like
Exons: 3
Biological process (GO): transcription initiation at RNA polymerase II promoter
Cellular component (GO): SAGA complex; nucleus; transcription factor TFIID complex
Molecular function (GO): RNA polymerase II general transcription initiation factor activity; protein heterodimerization activity; promoter-specific chromatin binding
Source: RefSeq, a predicted model, not a curated record
UCUUUUGUUUUAUCUUGCUUUCAGAUUCCUGAUGCAGUCACAGCUUAUUAUCUGAACAAAGCAGGUUUUGAUGGAACAGAUACUAGAGUUGUAAGGCUGGUAUCACUGGCAGCACAGAAGUUUAUAUCAGAUGUUGCCAAUGACGCCUUACAGCACUGUAAGAUGAGAGGAUCAGGACAGAGCUCGCGGAAAUCUGGCAAGGACAAGCGCUACACUCUGACCAUGGAAGACCUGACACCUGCGCUGAAUGAAUACGGAGUGAAUGUGAAAAAGCCACCUUACUUUGUAUGAUACAAUGAUCUAUUUGUAAAAAAAAAGAUUGGAUAUACUUGAAAUACUACAAGCGUUUCUCUGAAAUUGGGAUCCUUAGGAUUCUUAAAUUACUUGAAGGGGCUUGUGUAUAGGCAUAUCUAGCUUGAAAAAAAGAAAGAAAAAAAGAAAGGGAGGGAGGGAGGGGUAAUUUUGGUGGCUAUAAAUAUGUAUAUGUAUUUUGUGCUUUUCUUUCAUAACUAUUGUCUAACAGUGUGUAGUCAUCAGGGGUAGCCACCCUCGCAGUCAUGUUUAGGUAGGUAGGGGUGAGAGACGCCUGCCUAAAAACGCCUGCGAGGAAGGCUACAGGGGGGAGAUUGGGGAAAGAGGCAUAAAAAAUAUUAACUUCUAAAAGAAUGGAAUCAUUAAAUCUUUCAAGCCUG